Messenger RNA from Conger conger (European conger), 3139 nucleotides. Its product is annotated as zinc finger protein 835-like. The record is from RefSeq and is a predicted model, not a curated record. The transcript has 9 exons. Gene Ontology annotation, biological process: negative regulation of transcription by RNA polymerase II. The coding region runs from base 107 to 2824 and encodes 905 amino acids. NCBI's taxonomy places the organism in Eukaryota, Metazoa, Chordata, Actinopteri, Anguilliformes, Congridae. Gene Ontology annotation, molecular function: DNA-binding transcription repressor activity, RNA polymerase II-specific.
CACUGUCAAAUGGUUGUAAUCAGCGGUUGAGCACGGGUUUAUAGUUUGUAAAUUCAGUCUACUUCCUUGAGUUGUAUGAUCAUUCAUCAUCAAAGGAUCUGCAGCGAUGGAAACCAAAUGUUUCUCAGAUAGCAACGCAGAUACCUCCUUUCCUCUCUCCUCCCUGCGCCUCCUGGUUUCUCCGCUGCAUUUGGCCUCUGCGGCCAUGUGGCAAAUGACUCAGCGGGGAGAAACGAUGCAUUAUGGGAAGCUGGAGGAGUUUGUGACGCUGGUGACGGAAACAGUUCCGGAGCUUUUGACGUGCAGACAAAGGGCCCAGCUCAUCCAAGGCCUGCGAAUGAGGUUUAUUCUGGAGUUGUGCCGCAGUGAGCCCCUGGCAGACCCACAGAUCAUACAGGCCCAUGUAAACAGGCUGCAGUCCUACAGCGCCCCCUGCAGUCCAGCAGGAGUGAAUGAUGCAGAAGCUGAAGUGUCGGAAGCAAAUUUUCUGGAGCUGGUGCAAACCUUGCUGAAGGACCCAGCGCAGAGAGAGCACUUUUUCCAGGACGUGUUCCCGGUACAGUUUGGACUGAAGUAUGAUGCCACUCUCCAGGCACUGGUGUGGGAGUUCCUCUCCAGGCUGGAGCUCCUGCUGCCCGUCCCAGAUCUUACACAGACGGCAUCCUUGCUCAGUGCUGCCCCCGCUGGUCUGGAGGAGUGUAUGCAGUGUGCUUCUCAUCAACAGCAGCUGAAGACUCUGCUUCAGCACCAUAAAUGCUUUGGACAGCUCACCACGAACACUCUCCCUUCCAUGGAUGACAGCAUGGUCUCCUCCCUGUCCCUCCCUCCAUUGGCCGAAGUCGCGUUCGCCUCUGAGCAGCCAGACUCUGGUGGCCAAUCGGAAUCCACGCACAACCCCAUCGGCGCUCUAAGCCCCUCCUCUUUUGGCAAGGAGGCGGUGCCGGAGUGUUUGAUGGACAGCACGGAUUACGCCGGGGUGGAGGUGGAGCUUCGGACUAGUGUGGGCUUCAGCGAGGGAGGGGAGGAGGAGAACGGAGGGAUAGACGGAAGAACAGAGCCCAACUGUUCGGAGAUGGAGAAGGAUGGGCAGGGUGAGGGGAAAGAUGAGCAUACCCCCAAGGGGGACCUGGGACUCAGCAGAGAGAGGGAGAAGGAGAGUGGGGGAAACAAACUCAUCCACGCGCCCAAAACUGGAACGACUCACCCUGAGGCCAGGCUGCGGACCUGGAAGGAGGCGGUUGUCACGGGGAACAAGAAGACUGGGAACAACCUGGUGAUCGCUCUGAAAUGGCUCCCUGAGUCCCAGGGGAAAGUGAAUGUGAACAGACCCCGGAAUUUCUCCACCAGGAAUGGGAACACAGGCUGGACCGUGGAGGCCAACGCCCGUGUCUUCGCCUGCUCUAAGUGCCUUGUGUUUCACUCAGACGAAGGGUACCUCCACCAGCACAUCAAAACCGUUCACCCGGAGGAGUGCAAGGAGUUUCUGUGGGCCGGAGAACGGAAAGCGGGGAACCCAGUGACCCUGACCGUCGCCCGCCCGGCCCCUGCCCCUGCCCCUGCCCCUGCCCCUACCCCUACCCCUACCCCCACCCCCGAACCCCCGCUCCUCGCCCCAGCCCGGCCUGACCCUGGCGUCCCCCGCACCCACUCCUGCUCGCUGUGCGGCAAGAGCUUCAAGUCCCCGUCGGACCGCACGCGGCACGAGCGCACGCACACCGGGGAGCGGCCCUUCCACUGCGCCCAGUGCGGCAAGCGCUUCAUCACGGCCUGGGACCUGACGCGGCACCGGCGCACGCACGCGGGCAAGCUGCCCUUCUACUGCGCGCAGUGCGGCGACAGCUUCCGGAGCUCUGCCGAGCUCGCCCAGCACCGGCUGACCCACCCCAGCCAGCGGCGCUACGGCUGCCGCCAGUGCGGCGGGAGCUUCGACUCCCUGCUGGAGCGCGCCCGGCACCGCCAGACGCACGCCGUGAGGCGGCAGCACAAGUGCCCGCAGUGCGAGAAGAGCUACACGCGGCCCUCCGACAUGCGCCGCCACCAGCGCAGCCACACCGGCGAGCGGCCCUACCACUGCUCGCUCUGCGGCAAGACCUUCCGCUCCUCCACGGGCGAGAAGAAGCACCAGCAGACCCACACGGGGGAGCGGCCCUUCCCCUGCUCGCACUGCGGGAAGAGGUUCACCCGGCUGCCCAUCCUGACCCGGCACGAACGCAUACACACCGGCGAGCGGCCCUACCUCUGCUCCAAGUGCGGCAAGAGCUUCCUCUCGCUGGGCGAGCUGUCCAAGCACCAGCGGUGCCACACGGAGGAGAGGCCCUACCUCUGCGCCCACUGCGGGAAGGGCUUCAAGCGGGAGGGCACGCUGAUGAAGCACCGCAGGACCCACACGGGCGAGAGGCCGUACAGCUGCUCCCACUGCGAGAAGACCUUCACCGACCGCUCCGGCCUGAACCGGCACGAGCUCAUCCACACCGGGGAGAGACCGUACAGCUGCUCCCAGUGCGGGAAGACCUUCCUGUCGUCCGGGGAGCUCCUGAAGCACCAGAGGUUUCACACGGGCGAGCGGCCCUUCAGCUGCUCGCUGUGCGGGAAGACCUUCACGCAGUCCUGCUACCUGAAGCGGCACGAGAGGAGCCACACGGGGGAGAGGCCGUACAGCUGCCCCCAGUGCCGGAAGACUUUCUCCUGCUCCACGCAGCUGAAGAGACACGCCCGGGUCCACGCCGAGGAGAAACCCUUCCAGUGCUCCGAGUGCGGGAAGGGCUUCAGCCAUUCGUACCUCAUGAAGACGCACCAGCAGACGCACGCGGUCAAAGAGUGCUGAGGCGAGCCGUUCGUCGGGUUGUCAUGGGGACAGCGAGGGCAUUGGUUUGUGUGUCGAUGUUUUGACAACGUCUUUGUUCGAUGCGAGUUCACGACAGAUCAAAAUUGCUGCGUCACAGGUUCGGUUGAAAUGUAAGUUAUGUUAACUCAUGCAGUGAUUAUGUUCACCCGUACAGUAAAAUCUGAAUGUAUAUUAGGGUCUGAUUCAGCUUCUUUCAAAAAGGGAAUUUUUUUCAAAAAAAAGUAAGCUCUGUUGGGUUAAAGACAGCUGCUUAAAGUGUACUGGAACUAAUUGCACUAUUUUUGCAUUGUUUGU